UAUGUUCGGAGCGGGCUUGUUGAUGCCGCAACUAGCCAAUCAUGCGAAACAAUUAGGAUGCAGUCACAUACAAAUAGGAACGAUGAGUGCUCUGUACUCUGGCUUCCAGCUGAUAUCCGGACCUGUCGUCGGAAGUCUCAGUGACACAAAAGGCAGGAAACCAAUACUAUUGUUAUGCCUGUACAUCUGUGCAUUCGCAUAUGUGUCGCUCGGGAUUACAUCCUCAAUUACGCUAUUUCUAUUGUUAAGAUCUGUGAUAGGCAUGUCCAAACAAACCCAACUAUUGACGAACGCUUUAGCGCCAGACUAUGAGACAGAUGGGACCAAACAAUCCAUAGUAUAUGGAAGGAUGUCGACAAUGACUGGACUUGGAAUGUCUGUGGGUCCUAUCAUUGGAGGACACAUAAUGGAAGCCUAUCCCAAUAACGGAUUCACUGUAAUUUGCUGUGUAGUCAGUGCUAUAUUCAUUUUCAAUACAUUGUUGCUCAGAAAACUGCCUGAUGUAAAGAUUUCGAAAUUUGCCAAAAAACAAGUCACCAUACCGAUAAAACUUUUGGAUUCGAUUACAAAAACAGCUAAAGAAUCCAUUGAUGAAUUUCGCAAAAUUGACUGGAGCAUCUUCUGGGAUUUGUUUUUAUUUAAGCUCCUUAUAACAUGUUGUGUUGGAUUGUACUUCAGUAGUUUUAGUUUAUUUUUAAAAAUAUACCAUGAGGUGUCUCCAAAAGAAUUGGGAUAUUUAAUAGCCUUUCAAGGCGGUAUGGGAUCUUUAUGCACGUAUUUCAUUGGCCACAUCACGAAAUUGUACAAACACGAUGAAGAUUUUUCUCAAAGAAUGUUGCAUAUUUCACUUGUAUUAUCUUUUACUUUAUUGGGUUUAUCCAUGACUUCCAGUAUCGUUAUUUUUGUGUUGCUAUUAAUACCUUUUGCUUUAUGUGGAUCAAUAGGAAGAGUUACCACUUUGGAAAUGAUUGCUAGUAGAAGUAAAAACACAAAUAGAGGAACUAUAAUCGGUGCCUCAAAUAGUAUGAAAUCUUUAUCUGGGGUAAUAACCCCAUUGCUUGGUGGUUUUAUUGGAGAGUAUUUAGGUAUAGCUUAUAAUUUCUACUUAGCCUCAUUUGUGGCUACCGCUGGAGCAGUAGCUAUAAAAUAUCAUAGAACAUACGUAACAUCGAAAAAUAAAUCUGAAUAAUUAUUAUAUAUUCCUCUAUCAUUUGAAAGUUAACCCAAUUAAAAUUAUGAAUUCAUAAUUGCUUUACAGUUUUCUUGUAAGGUAAUGCAAGUGGUAAUUAUAUGUGGGGCAGGUGGGGAGUAGUCUCGUGUGUGGCUGGUUCCCACGGUGGGUUCCUUCCGGAGCCGGUGACCCAUGACGCUACCGUCUCGGCGCCCACCUCGCGCCUCUCAUUGUUCCCUUCAAUAGUUCCCUAGACAUUUACCUACGAGGUGAUGUACGCUGGUCUUAUACGCCCCCUCUGUUUAUACAAGGUGCUUUGAAAUCAGCGAUGUGGAAAUUAAAUUCGUCCAGUUUCGUCAUUGCGGUUCGAUUGCUUAAUACAGGUGUUCUGUUUUCGUUCACAAAAUUAACUUUAGCGUUUUUACUGCAGAUUUAUGUUCAUCGUAUUUUUAUUAAUG
Molecule: messenger RNA, 1629 nt
Organism: Bombyx mandarina (wild silkworm)
Lineage: Eukaryota; Metazoa; Arthropoda; Insecta; Lepidoptera; Bombycidae
Product: solute carrier family 67 member A2
Biological process (GO): transmembrane transport
Molecular function (GO): transmembrane transporter activity
Source: RefSeq, a predicted model, not a curated record